CUUACAAAGGCAUAUCUUCGUCAGGAAAAAUUACAAAUCAUUUCAGAAACGACGACAUCUUGUUAUGUUUUCGCUAUUAUGACAAUGUUGGUGACGAGAAAAAACAAAUCUGGGAAAAGCGAUGACACUGUGGAGGAUGAGACCAAGGAGGAACUCACAGAUUCGUCGGGACUUAUAGAUGACUCUCUUGCUGGACAAGGGAGUCGACCAAAUCACCACACAUGA
Messenger RNA from Funneliformis caledonium, 225 nucleotides. The record is from the annotation of a GenBank genome assembly. Lineage: Eukaryota; Fungi; Glomeromycota; Glomeromycetes; Glomerales; Glomeraceae.